CUCCGGAGGUUGAAUCACAUCUAUACGGUCCCCAAAUGUCACAAUGUAUCAAUUCAAAACAGCGAGUUGUCUUAAUAGUACUUCUUGGGAAGGGCAGCCUGGUCUGCUUAGCUCGCAUGCAAGGAUCGCAAAAAAUAUUGUCCCGUUUAAAACCCUUGAGAUAACCAAUAUGAUGUAUCUUUCCAUCAGAUGCAUGCCCCAAACGUUGAUGCCAUAAAUCACAGGUAAUAGAGACUGACAUUGCCACUCCUUCACUUCUCGAGGACUCCAAAUAGUAGAGACCAUUACGAAAUUUACCCACACCAAUCAACUUUCUCGAGGGCAAAUCCUGUAAAAUACAAAAGUCUGAAAAAAACGUGAGUGUACAAUUUAGAUCGCUUGUUAGGCGACUAGCAGAAAGUAAGUUGCACUGAAAUUUUGGAAUGUAUAGAACACGUUUAAGUCGGAGCCCAUUGGGUAAGUAUAAACUACCAACAGCAUGAACCGAAAUUAAAUCACCGUUAGGAAUUCUGACUGGUGGCUCUGGCGUGUGAUUGAUAUCAAAGAGGUUGUUAUCACUACACGUGAUGUGUUCAGUAGCCCCAGAGUCAAUUAUCCAAGAACGAACAUGUGGCAAUGUAUACGCCAUAUUUUAUGAGAACUUAAGAAAUUACUUCCAGGAUUUCGUCUCUGAUACCAUGAUAAAAUUGAUAAGUAUUGGUGAAACGAUGAAAUAGAUGGGAAGAAACAAUCCUCCUUGAAGGAGUUCAAUAUAUGCGUGUAUACAUGCAGGAGCAUUUUCAUGCUAUAUAUAAUACAAAUAAGUGUGGUAUGAAGAGAGAGGAAACAUGCAUGGGACAUGCAUGUAAUGAUACCCACGCAGGGGUGUUAACUUUAAUGAAAACAAUACACAUGGUGAUAUGGAAAUAAUGGAAGUGUAGAGUAUCUAAUUAUUUCAAUAAUUGCAAGCUCUCCGGUUUGUGAGGUUGUUGAAAAUGGAUCUGCCCCUCAGGUAGGUUUCUGCAUGGAUGGUAAGUACUAUAAUCUAAGAAAAGACUUUUUGCUUCAAUGCAAGAGGCUUUUCGUAAGGAUGUUGAAAGAGAAUUUGGAAUUUUACAAUCUAGGUGGGCUAUUGUGCGAGGUCUUGCACGACUUACGCACAUUAGGUGAUAUAAUGAUGACAUGCAUUAUAAUGCACAACAUGAUAGUGGAAGAUGGAUAUGAAGAGAAGGUUGAAGAACCAACUCGUCAAGACUACCGUGAAGACUAUGACUAUAUUGGUGACACCGUUGAAUUGGAUCUUAACCAUGAUGGCCCGACCUUGAAUCAGUAUAUGAUGCGCCACAAUCGAGUGUCGUUCUCAAUUCUUGUCUCACAAAUCUCCUGUAUGCACAUGGGAUUUGAUAAUGGGAUCUGGCAAUGUAUUUUUAUGGUAAAAUCCUACCAAAUUCUAAUCCAGAAAAGAAUUCAGAAGUUUUGUUGAUGUUACACCAUGUCUUUUUUAGACUCUCACAAUGUCCCAAUGAAAUGCAUCCAGAUUUUGAAAAUCCUAAAAUGUUUUAUAAAGUCCCAAAGGAAUACACCUCCCUUAGUCUAUAUACAUCAACUUUCACAUAAAAUUGGAAAUGACAAUCCUUAAUCCAUCAUCGAUCCCUAAUUGCAACCUAUCUAUAUCUUCGACCACGCUUUCAAACUACACAAUCUCUC
This is a messenger RNA of Cuscuta epithymum, 1686 nucleotides long. Lineage: Eukaryota; Viridiplantae; Streptophyta; Magnoliopsida; Solanales; Convolvulaceae. The record is from the annotation of a GenBank genome assembly.